This is a messenger RNA of Rubroshorea leprosula, 802 nucleotides long. NCBI's taxonomy places the organism in Eukaryota, Viridiplantae, Streptophyta, Magnoliopsida, Malvales, Dipterocarpaceae. The record is from the annotation of a GenBank genome assembly.
CUACCAUUCCCGUUUUCCUUUGUUGUGCUGAUUAUCAUCUUCCGUUCUUAGGUUCUGUUACGAUGGCCUCCGCUGAAGUUGAGUACAGGUGCUUCGUUGGAGGGCUUGCCUGGGCCACCGACGAUCAGUCUCUUGAAAGGGCCUUCAGCCAGUUUGGCGAGAUCAUUGAAUCGAAGAUCAUCAACGAUCGGGAGACUGGAAGAUCCAGAGGUUUCGGAUUCGUGACUUUCCGUGAUGAGAAGUCCAUGCUGGAUGCUAUUGAAGGCAUGAACGGUCAGAAUCUCGACGGAAGGAAUAUUACCGUCAACCAGGCUCAGUCCCGCGGUAGCGGCGGAGGCGGCGGCGGCGGUGGUGGAUUCAGCCGUGGAGGCGGUGGUGGCUAUGGACGCCGCGAGGGCGGUGGCUAUGGUGGUGGUGGUCGCCGCGAGGGAGGUGGAUAUGGAAGUGGAGGAUAUGGCGGUGGUGGUGGUGGUUACGGUGGUGGCCGCCGUGACUAUGGUGGUGGUGAUGGUGGAUCUCGUUACUCCAGGGGUGGCGGUGCAUCCGAUGGCAGCUGGAGGAACUAGAUUUAAGGUUGUGACGAAUAGGUGCUGCAUUAUGGUUGUUGCUUUGGUUUGUUGAUGUAUGGGUUCUGUGUUAUGGUUUCCAUGUUCGGUGUUCUCUAUUUUUGACCGUGGUUAUGAAAUUUUCUCUUACCUUAAAGAGGAAAUUCAGUGAAUUACAGUUCUUCUCUAAACCUCCCUUAGCGAUUGAUGCUCCUUAAAUUUUUCGAAUGGGAAUAUUAUAAAGUGAAUUUUAUAAU